CGCAACUGAACUGAGAAAUCUUCAUCAUGAUGCCCCUUUCCGUGAACAGUGAUAGUAAAUAUUUUCUUAUUAGAUCUCGGAUCCACCUCUCGGCAUUUUGAAAGCGUUUAUCUCGUUUCUGUUAAUAUUUGCUUGUAAGUGCAAUUUGGAGUGAAGAUAUGGAUUCGUCUACAUUGCUUUACAAUAGGCUCAAGACUGCGGAGCCAUUUUUCUUGCUGGCAGGCCCAAAUGUGAUUGAAUCGGAGGAGCAUAUUCUCCACAUGGCUAAGCAAAUUAAAGCCAUCAGUUCUAAACUUGGAUUGCCCUUGGUUUUUAAGUCAAGCUUCGACAAAGCUAACCGAACAUCUUCUAAGUCCUUCCGCGGCCCUGGCUUGGCUGAAGGUUUGAAGAUCCUUGAGAGGGUGAAAACAACAUAUGACCUUCCAGUAAUUACUGAUGUGCAUGAGACAGUACAGUGUGAAGCUGUUGGUAGGGUGGCGGAUAUAAUUCAGAUUCCUGCUUUCUUGUGCCGACAGACAGAUCUGCUUGUGGCAGCUGCAAAGACUGGAAGAAUUAUCAACAUCAAGAAAGGCCAAUUUUGUGCUCCUUCGGUCAUGGUAAAUUCUGCUGAAAAGAUUAGGAUGGCUGGAAAUGAAAAUGUCAUGGUUUGUGAGAGAGGCACAAUGUUUGGCUAUAAUGAUUUGAUUGUUGAUCCACGAAACUUGGAGUGGCUGAGGGAGGCCAAUUGUCCUGUUGUUGCUGAUAUAACACACUCACUUCAACAACCUGCAGGGAGAAAGCUGGAAGGAGGUGGUGUUGCCAGUGGAGGUCUCCGCGAACUGAUACCUUGCAUUGCCCGGACAGCAGUUGCUGUUGGUGUGGAUGGAAUCUUUAUGGAGGUGCAUGAUGAUCCACUAAAUGCUCCAGUCGAUGGUCCAACACAAUGGCCUCUACGUCAUUUGGAGGAAUUGCUGGAAGAGCUCAUGGCAAUUGCUCGGGUUAGCAAGGGGAAGAAGCAGUUCCAAAUUGAUCUCACUCCAUUCCGUCCAUGAGAAAAGAACAUCAAUUGUAGAUCUGGCCACUCCUUACAAUGGCCGGAGAGCACCAGGUUCCACUGCAUGUUUCUGCUUUCACGGCCAGGACCAGGCACAAUCAGUAAACAAUUAUGCCGAAUAUUAUUGAUUUCAUGAUUUGUAUCAGCAACGCUGCUUGUAAACUAGUCAAUUUAGAAACUCUGUUCUCCUUUCUCUAGGUUUGAUACACUACCAUUAUCUAAGCAAGUCUCAAUUGAAGUUAUGACUUCUAAUCUCCCAUGUUAGUGGAAAUACUGCUGUUAUUUUGAACAUUUAAGAAUUAUGACUAGUUUAUGUGUCCGGCUAUCUAGGGUACAAAAGGAUUGUUGUUGCACUGAGAAAACGCUUCUCACACCUUUAACUUCCUAUAGCAACGCAACAGCGAUUUUCGUUUA
Molecule: messenger RNA, 1447 nt
Organism: Sesamum indicum (sesame)
Lineage: Eukaryota; Viridiplantae; Streptophyta; Magnoliopsida; Lamiales; Pedaliaceae
Product: 2-dehydro-3-deoxyphosphooctonate aldolase
Biological process (GO): biosynthetic process
Cellular component (GO): cytoplasm
Molecular function (GO): 3-deoxy-8-phosphooctulonate synthase activity
Source: RefSeq, a predicted model, not a curated record